AAGAACAAUUCUGAAUUGUAUCGACAAUUUUUUUUUUCUUCUUAAAAAUCACAUCCCAGUCAAAGUCUUAUAAAUCACAUCUAACCAAUAGUUGUGAAAAUAUUUCUCAAUUGGUCAGUUUCGUCAUUGAAACUGGUCUAUAUUGAAAAAAAAAAGAAUAACGAAAAAACGUGAAAUAAAAACGAAACAAUUGUGUGCUUGUUAACCGAAUUGAACUGAAUUCGUAAUUCUUGAAAGAGAGUUGAAAUUGAUUGUGUCAUUGAAUAGUUGUAUUUUUCAGAAUGAAAAUGCGAAAACCGAUCGUAAAUGAAUGCUGCUGCAAUUUCAAGUUGAACCCCGGAGGAUAUAUUCUGGGAUGGUCUGUGGUGGUAGUGUUUACAGUAUGUUUAUUCUUGUCAAUUUCGGUAAUGGUCGAAAAAUAUCCGGAUUGGUAUCAAAUUCUCAAUCUUAUUUAUAUCAGCAUUGGAUUAAUGGUAUUCAUUCUCUGGCUGAUCGGAAUUUAUCGUGAGAGAGUAUUGCUAAUGAAACCAGCAAUCUUUUGGGCGAUAUUUAGCGUUUUCUUUGGAUUGACCAAAUUGGGCUUGUCCAUUGCUGGUUAUGACGAUCCCGUUUUCCGUAUAAUAAAUCAUCCUUGCGGCGAAAAUGAACAAAUUUGUACUUAUAUCAUAAGUAUCAGCAACGCUCUUAUUCUCACUGGUUUUAGUGUAUAUUUGACCGUCGUGAUGUAUUCCGUAUUCGUUUUAAUCAAUACAAAUAAUCGAUUCAAAUUACAAAUUUCACCGAGCCGUCCAUGAGAAUGAUGAAGUUUUUUUUUAAAUGUUUGAAUUCAGAAAGAUACGAAUAAAACCAUU
This is a messenger RNA of Sitodiplosis mosellana (orange wheat blossom midge), 851 nucleotides long. RefSeq lists its product as uncharacterized. The record is from RefSeq and is a predicted model, not a curated record. Lineage: Eukaryota; Metazoa; Arthropoda; Insecta; Diptera; Cecidomyiidae. Bases 282 to 794 code for a protein of 170 amino acids. The transcript has 4 exons.